Molecule: messenger RNA, 1365 nt
Organism: Salvia splendens (bonfire salvia)
Lineage: Eukaryota; Viridiplantae; Streptophyta; Magnoliopsida; Lamiales; Lamiaceae
Product: serine/threonine-protein kinase ATG1t-like
Exons: 10
Coding region: 1-813 (270 amino acids)
Biological process (GO): regulation of autophagy; autophagosome assembly; protein autophosphorylation
Cellular component (GO): membrane; cytoplasm; phagophore assembly site
Molecular function (GO): protein serine/threonine kinase activity; ATP binding
Source: RefSeq, a predicted model, not a curated record
AUGGGCUCUGCAUACGAUUUUGAGAUUUUAGGAGAUUACAUUUUGAGGGAGAAACUCGGAGAGAGUUUGGUGUCGAAGGUGUGGAAAGCGAACCACAGAAGCAGCGGUGAUGCGGUGGUUCUGAAGCAAAUAGCGGCCACCAAGCUGACGUCACACCUCAGGAAUUACCUCGUCGCCUUCUUGUCCUCCGUUAACCAUCCCAACAUAAUCCGCCUCCUCCAUUUCUUCAAAUAUCAGGAUUAUGUUAUCCUUGUCAUGGAGUUUUGCGAGGGGGGGAAUUUAGCUUCUUUCAUACGACUCCACGGCAGAGUUCAACAGUGUCUAGCCAAAAGAUUCAUGCAGCAGCUAGGUAAUGGCCCCCAAGUGUUGAAACAGAAUCAUAUUGUUCACCGUGAUCUCAAGCCUGAGAAUAUACUCUUGUCUGGCUCUGAGUAUGACCCGGUUCUAAAAAUUGCUGAUUUUGGACUAUCAAGGAUAUUACUACCUGAUGACUCUGCACAGACAGUGUGUGGAUCUGUAUUUUACAUGGCUCCAGAAAUUCUACAGUUCCAGAGAUACAAUCACAAGGUCGAUAUGUGGAGUGUUGGUGCAAUUCUUUUCGAACUUCUUAAUGGUUACCCCCCUUUUCAUGGCAGGAGUAGGGUUCAGCUUCUGCAGAAUAUCAAGAAGUCUACCUCUCUUCCAUUCGCUCCUUUAAUUCUUCCACAGUUGCAUCCUGAUUGUGUUGACUUGUGUUCGCGGUUGCUAUCCAUUAGUCCAGAUGGUCGUCUAUCAUUCGAGGAAUUUUAUCAACACAACUUCUUAAAUCAUUGAAGUUGGAGUCGUUUCCCAACUGAUGAAGUACCGUUGUAAUCUGCUGUCAUUGCCAUAGUCAUAGCAUGUUCAGUUAUUUCAAGCAUAGCAAGUAAAAACUACACCAGCCUAAAAAGUACACCGGCUUAUUGAUAUCAAGAACAAACGCACAUCUGCUCGAGCUACCUGUGACACCUUUUCCAAUUGAUUUUUGCGACAUACUCAAGAUACGUUUAUGGGCUGAGGUGUCACUGUGAUAAUGCUGAGGUGUCACUGUGAUAAUGCCACCACACGAAGAGGGACGAUGUUGCAUGAAAGUGACUCUCUUGCUGUUUUUACCUGAACAAUGGAACCAUGAUUUCUGCUUGUUUACUCCACCGGUGGUAUUAAUGUCAUCUGAGCUCCGAUUUGACCAUAUCAGAGGGUAUCACAGUCUCAGGCUGAGGGCAGCUUGCGACCGGGCUGUUGGAGAACGGAAUGUUAUCAACUCGUUCAGGCCAUGUACUAUUACUAUUCCUUCUGUUCAUUUGUACCUUCAAUAUCCUCAACGAGUAAUAAUUGGAGAUUAGUGAA